AUGUUUGGAAGUGGAACCAACUUCGGUACAAAUAAUAACAAUAAUACUACUACAACCAGUGGUCCAAUGAGUUCAGGUUUUACAUUUGGCAAUAACACAAACACAACGACAAAUACUGGCAUCAGCACAGGCACCAGCACAGGUUUGUUUGGUCAACCAACACAACCACAAUCGCAACCAUUUGGGUCUACAGCUGGUACUACUGCUACCAGCACUACUCCUGGGGGUGGAUUGUUUGGGUCCACUAACAGUACCCUGACUCCAGCUACAAAUACUACCACUAAUUCUCUGUUUGGUGGCGACACUGGAUUGUUUGGUGCAAAGCCUACUAAUACCACCACAACCGCACCUACUCUUGGGGGUGGUUUAUUCGGAUCCCAACAGCAACAGCAACAACAACAACAAACUCAGCCUGCUCUAACAAACCAGCCAUCCUUCGCUUGGUCUCGAACUAACAAUACUACUACCGCCAAUGCAAACACCAACAUAAAUACAAACAUCGGUCUAACUCAACAGCAGUUCCCACAACAGAGCUCUUUAUCCCUUUUACCGCAAAACAACCAACCAUCUAUCUAUGCCCUACAACAGCAGCAAACCACAGCCAAUUACCCACAACAGAUCCAAGAGCAGAUCAUUAAGUGCAAAGAAUCCUGGAACCCUACAUCCUUCAAGUCGAAAUUGCGUGCAUUUGUCUACAAUAAAGUAAACGAGACCGAAUCUAUGCUAUACACGAAGCCUCCAUACAUUAUCCAAGAAGAAUGGGACCUAGCCAUGGAAAACAAACCAAGAGGCAAUUACAACGUCAUACCCAUCCAAUUGAACGGGUUUGAUGAUUUGAACCAGAGGAAUCAGUUACAGAUCGAAAAUGUGGCGCAGAUUAGACUGAUCCUGAAGGAAAUGUUAGAUAAAAACACCCAAUUACAGCAGAGGCAUGAAUUGGACACUGCAGCAAGGAUCCUCAAAGUCCAGUCCAGGAAUAUUCAAAUUGAAAGACGUAUUUUAAAACUGGGUUCGCAAUUGGCUAUAUUGAAGAACAAGGGACUACCUAUGAGUAUCAGCGAGGAGAAAAUGUGGAACCAAUUUAAAAAUCUAUUGAAACGAUCAGAAGAUCCUGCAGGAUUAGGCAAGACAAACGAAUUGUGGGCUCGUCUAAGUGUUUUGAAAGAACGUGCAAAGACCAUAUCCGACCAGUUAGAUAAUACUUUGAUAAUUAUUAAUGAGAAUCAUAAGGGCCAAGGGGGUAAGAAGUCAUCGAGUGAAACAGAUAAUUUGAAUGGAUCGAAAUCAGCCAUAACAGAUGUGAAAUCUUCAUCUAAUUUAAAUCAAUUUGAGAAAGAUACUAAUGAUAUUGAUAAAAUUGCACAUAUUUUAAGUAACCAACAGCGUGGUAUAUCAUAUUUGAAUACCAUUAUAGAAAAAGAUAGUCAAACUAUUGAUAAGAUAAUAAAUUAA
Messenger RNA from Arxiozyma heterogenica, 1452 nucleotides. RefSeq names its product FG-nucleoporin NUP57 (gene NUP57). Gene Ontology annotation, molecular function: structural constituent of nuclear pore. Gene Ontology annotation, biological process: nuclear pore organization; NLS-bearing protein import into nucleus; protein localization to nuclear inner membrane. The transcript has a single exon. The record is from RefSeq and is a predicted model, not a curated record. NCBI's taxonomy places the organism in Eukaryota, Fungi, Ascomycota, Saccharomycetes, Saccharomycetales, Saccharomycetaceae. Gene Ontology annotation, cellular component: nuclear pore; nuclear pore central transport channel. Bases 1 to 1452 code for a protein of 483 amino acids.